Sarcophilus harrisii (Tasmanian devil) is the source of this 4472-nucleotide messenger RNA. RefSeq names its product sestrin 2 (gene SESN2). Gene Ontology annotation, cellular component: nucleus. Gene Ontology annotation, biological process: positive regulation of macroautophagy; regulation of response to reactive oxygen species; cellular response to leucine starvation. The record is from RefSeq and is a predicted model, not a curated record. NCBI's taxonomy places the organism in Eukaryota, Metazoa, Chordata, Mammalia, Dasyuromorphia, Dasyuridae. Gene Ontology annotation, molecular function: L-leucine binding; oxidoreductase activity, acting on peroxide as acceptor. The transcript is spliced from 10 exons. Bases 1458 to 2723 code for a protein of 421 amino acids.
AGGAAAAGGCUUUGUGAGCUGGAAAAACGUUGUUGAGGCAUGAGCUAUACGAGGUGCCCCUCCUCCAGGAAGCCUUCCUCCAACCUCACCUGAUUUAAAUCCGACCUUUCUCCUGACUGAAUCUCAUUCCGGGAUUCAGAAGUAUUUUCGCAUUUGGGAAAGUUUUGAAGUUUCCAAACUUCAGAUUUGGUUUGUAUGAAAUGUUGGGGGGAGAGGGGUAGAAGUGUCUCCCACCCUAUUAGACCGGGAACUCCCUGAAUAGGAGCUGUAACCUUUACAUCUAGAUGAGAACUACCUAGGUAGUCCUGGAGGGGGCCUGAGAAUAAAGGUCCCAGGCUUUUACAGAGGAAAAAACGGGAGAAUGUCGGAGAUGGAGAGACUUGAUUAUCAAGAGUCACCUAGAUUCGAAUGCCGAUCCUCAAUCCUCGGAGACCUUUCUCCUUUGCCCUAAACCAUCUUACUUCCCUAAUGAAGGAGGACUCCGAAUGACCUUCCCGACCUCUAGGGGCUAGUGUGAUAGAAAGACUAAUGGUUCCUUUCCGGAGGUGGAAAGAAAACUCCUCAGCCUUCUCUCGCUCGCCGACACUCCACCCCCUCCCUCCCUCCUCCAGGUGUGUCCAGGGGCGGGUGGGAGCUCUGCAGUGGAAGGAGCAAGGCCGUGCCCUCUCACCUGAUAGAAUCGUUCCCCAGUGGAAAACUUCGGAAUCCCGGUGUCAGCAGCGGGAGAUGUCUCGCCGGUGACGGCGGAUAAGUUAAUGAGUACUCCUACUGACUUGAGAAAGCUUGGAAGGACAAGGAAGUCUUGUUUUCCUUUGGAGAGCAGGUGUUUGUUUCUCCCCCUCCACCCCCCAAGAAAACAGUCGAUAGAUAAGGAGAGUGAAUUCAAGGGAACUUUCCCAGACAGAUCUGAGCCCCCGAUCCUCCAGACGGUCAAUUCAGGACUUCCCCACUGCAAUAUCGGUCUGACCACACCUGUAGAAGAGGAACGGUCACAUGAUUUACACUGGAAGUGUCAAACAUUCACCUGCCAGCUCCCCAGUAUAGCUCAAACCAGAUUAAAGUGGGAAAUAUUUAACAAAACAAUAAAAACACCCAAAAUAUGUGAAAUUUUAAAACAUGUACAAAUUAGUGGACCUGGGUUACACCAUCGACUUAGAUAACCGAGUCCUCACCCCAAAGCCUAUGGAAGACACAAGGAAGACACCCGCUAACUCUUACAAAAGAGCAUCCACAAAGGAUUCACUUGGGCAGGAAAGAUUAAUUUUGAUUACGGGAAUCGGACAAGGCUUCAGGGAGGCAGUAGAAUGGGAGCUGGAGAUAUUGGUGAGGUCUAAGCAUUUCUCCAUACUGGGGGAUUGGAGUCCCCAAACCAGGAGCAGAAGAUAGUUCCUACUCGGAGGCUCCCCCGAGGCCCUAGUGCCUUUAUCCCUGUGGAAGAGAUCCUGCAGCAGGGACCAAUGGCCAUUGAGCAUCAGUUGGGUCUGGAGAUUUUGGCCUCAGGACGGCCAGACAAUGUCACACUGGUGAUGGGCCUGCACCCCGACUACCUUAACAGCUUCUGGAAGAUGCAGAGCCUGCUAUUGCGAGUGGAUGGACCUCUGCCCUGCUCCUGGAGGCACUACAUUGCCAUCAUGGCCUCUGCCAGACAUCAGUGCUCCUACCUGAUCAGCUUCCACAUGGCUGAGUUCCUGCAAGUGGGUGGAGACCCUGAGUGGUUCCUAGGCAUUCACCGAGUCCCCCAGAAACUCCGAAACCUCAAUGAGAUCAACAAGCUGCUGGCCCAUCGGCCCUGGCUCGUCACCAAGGAGCACAUUGAGGCUCUUCUGACCACUGGCGAACACAGCUGGUCCCUGGCUGAGCUCAUCCAGGCAGUGGUCUUGCUCACCCAUUAUCACUCCCUGGCAUCUUUUGUUUUUGGCUGUGGCAUCCUCCCUGAUGGGGAUCCAGAGAGCAACCCUGGCCUCCAGGUGCCCUCACCGCCCAGUGGGCAGAGCAGUCCUCCCAAUGGAUACCCCCUUGGCAGUUCUGGGGGCUUUGAUGCUGUUAGGGAAGUAGAGGCCUUGAUGGAGCGAAUGAAAAUUCUGCAGGAAUGCCAGCUAGAAGAGGAGGCAGCUUCUCAAGAGGAGAUGGAGAGUCGUUUUGAGCUGGAGAAGUCUGAGAGCCUUCUGGUGGCCCCUACAAGUGACAUUCUAGAGCUUACUCCAUCCCCUGAUGUCCUGUGCUUUGUGGAAGAUCCCACUUUUGGGUAUGAGGACUUCACCCGGCGAGGCACCCAAGCCCCUCCAACCUUCCGUGCUCAGGACUAUACCUGGGAGGACCACGGCUACUCCUUGAUCCAGCGACUCUACCCAGAGGGGGGGCAGCUGCUGGAUGAGAAGUUUCAGGUGGUAUACAACCUGACCUACAACACCAUUGCCAUGCACAGCGGCGUGGACACCUCCAUGCUCCGCAGGGCCAUCUGGAACUACAUCCAUUGUGUCUUUGGCAUUAGGUAUGAUGACUAUAAUUAUGGGGAGGUGAACCAGCUCUUGGAGAGGAGUUUCAAGGUCUAUAUCAAAACGGUAGCCUGUUAUCCAGAGAAGACAACUAAGAGGAUGUACCAUCAUUUCUGGAGGCAUUUCCGGCAUUCUGAGAAGGUCCAUGUGAAUCUGCUACUGCUGGAGGCUCGGAUGCAAGCAGCCCUCCUCUACGCCCUGCGAGCCAUUACUCGCUACAUGACCUGAUGGUGGGCACCGUGGCCCCUUGUCUCCAGACUGGACACUACUUUGGCUGGGGGGGCCAGCUUCCUUUCUGAUCUACAGACUGUUGGUCUCUGCCCAUAUCACCUUCCCUCUCUGUCCCAGUCUGAUUUUGUCUAUGAAACCUUGGAAAUCAAGUGCCUCUGGGCCCCCCACCCUUCUCCAUCCUUUCCCCACCCUGUCCAGUGGAACCAAAAGGGCCUGUCUGCUCUGGGCCCCAAUCCCGGCCCUCUGGGAGCUGAAGAGGUAGGCAGGAAACAUCCAGGCCAUUCUCUCAUCCUUUCUUUCCUCCUUCCCCUCUUCCAUCACCACGGUUAGAGGGAAGAAGUUACUUCAAGGAAGACUGUUCUAAGCCCCAGCUUCCGAAAAGAAAGGCUGUUUGCACCUUGUAUGUUCUCCCCCGGCCCCCUCAUUGAAGAUGUGUCCUGGAUUCAACGGACUAGGACACCUGGAUGAAGAGGAAACAGCCUGGGAUAGCACCUGCACAAAACUGGGCUGACACUCCAUGGGAUUUGGGGAGCCCUGGGGGCACUUCCAAGGCCCCUGCCCCCAAAUCUAUUCUUCUAGCCCUGUUACACUAAGGAGCCUGGGCAGUCAGAGGAAUUAUCUGUGGCUCCCUGAUCUGUUUUCAUGAUUCCCUUCCCAGCCUUUUUUCCCUUCUCUCACUGCUGGCAGUGAGGAUCCCCAGAAGAAAUCAGGGCAGAAGGGGGAUAGGAAGAAGGCUGGUACAGAACUUUGCUUUUUUGAGCGGAGAGGAAGUGGGUGGUCUUUUCUUUCUGGAUGGGCCUGGGAUGUGAAGGAAAGCUCCUUUAGGACUGGUUUCAUCCAUCCCUACUUGACUUGUGACUAAGGAAAUUGGACUUGUCACAGGGUGAAUUCUGUCCAGAAUUACCAGGUUCUGCCAAAACUAGCACCUUGACCCACCUCCUUCACUCCUUGUAUUUACUAGAAUUUGGGUUUGGGGAAUAAAGUUGACAAGUAAGUGACACAGUAAGUGUUACAUUGAGAGGGUCAGGAGAUUUCCCCAAAGUUCCCUGGCCUCACUUUGCCUCUGGCUGACUGUGAGACUUUAGACUUCAGCUUCUUAGUCUAUAAAAUAGAAAAGCUUCUGGUUCCAGAAUUUAUAAUUGCCCUAUACAGCUUCCAAAUAAGGGCAAACCCAGAGGUCCUUAGGACCCUGAAUGUUCCCUUCCUUUGCCAAAAAGGAGAAUCUCUCUCUCCUUGGACCCUUAUCCCCUCCCCACACCCAUUUGCCCCGGGUCCAGAAGGGCCGGAGCCAUUUUACAUUGCACUUUCUCUAUUAUCAAAACUGUGAAUUCUGUUUGCCAUCUUUUCCCAGUCCUCCUGCUCUGUCUCUUACUCUUGGACACUUGGGAGGUAUUAUGAGUUGCCAUCCUUCGUAAAUAAAGCUGCUGUUCCUGCUCUACUCCCUCGGUGUUCCUCUCCCAGCCCCCACCCAUGCUAAGGGUCUGGCUAGAGGGACGGAGAUGAACUGGUGGGGAGGUGUUGACCAGAUGCGCUAUUCAUCAUGCAGGUCAUGGUGACAUAAAUGGCUGGUAUGUUGAGGCUAGGCUGCGGACCACUUGGCCCUGAGCCAAGACCCCAAAGAUGUGUACUGUCCCUAUGAAUUUCACAAAGGAAAAAAGCUGGGGAGGAAAACAGUGUUUCAAUGCAGAAAUGUUUGUUACUUUGCUACAUACUCCAUAUUGACAAAUAAAAGAUUCAUUGAGGUUG